GGAAUAUUGUCUGCUACUGAGUACUGACACAUGUCUGGUUGUCCUUGUCCGUCUCACUCGCACAACGUGGAAAAUAAAAGUUCUUUUUUUUUAAUACAAAUAAGAUGGCUUCGGUGCAGUAUGAAUAUUGCCCAGAUCCAGAAGACAGCGAUUUGGUUUUCAACAUACCAGCAGGAGAUGAAACAAAUCUAGCUGUUGAAGAAAAUGACUCUGCGUCAGAUUCAGAUGAAGCUCCUGAUGAUGUAUCCUUUAGUAAAUCAAAAGUUGCAGCUCUUUCAAUACUUAAAGCAGAGGAACAGUUCAAACGCAUAACUAAAGAAGAACAAAAAAAACGAAGACAGAAAAAAGAAGCAUUGAUGAAAGAACAGAAAGCUAAAACCCUUCAGUCUUUGGCUUCAAAAAGGUUACCUGAUAACUUAGUGGACGUCAUUUCAGCUCAACCUGUUCAACAACAAUCUCAACAAGAUUCUGAGAAAAAGCAAAGAAAGAGAACUAAAUCUGGGAAUGCCUCCAGUGGUCAUAUAAGGUUUGAAAAAGAACAUUACAUCCCAUUGGAAACGGGAGAAGUGGAAUCAUCUGACUUUAGUGUUGCAGUUCUUGAAUCAAGGAAGUGGAAAAAUAAGUUUUCCAAACCAGGCUCCAGUGUUCCAAAGGAUUUUCGUCAUAGGAUGUUGUACGGUCGAUCUAACCGACGACAAUCAAUCAAGGAUAUUGAACAAGCCAGAGUGAAGCAGGCAUUGUCUGGUAAAAUGCGAUGGGUAGUUUCUUGAUUUAUGUGUUUUGGCUGAAAAGUUGUGCAAAAAAAAAAUGUCUGAGGUGUUUCAAAUAAAUGACUUAAAACACA
This is a messenger RNA of Daphnia pulex (common water flea), 844 nucleotides long. RefSeq lists its product as uncharacterized. The coding region runs from base 105 to 770 and encodes 221 amino acids. The transcript is spliced from 4 exons. The record is from RefSeq and is a predicted model, not a curated record. Lineage: Eukaryota; Metazoa; Arthropoda; Branchiopoda; Diplostraca; Daphniidae.